UCCUGGAGAUCAAUAAAAGAAACACUUCUGUGUGAAUGCGCUCACACCCCCAUCCCCCGACACACAGAAUCAUGGAGAGAGAGAGAGAGAGACAGAAAAAGCCCUCUUUCACACACACACAUACACACACGCACCCACGCUCGCGCACUCGCACACAUCUUCUGUUGAAGCGCUCAGAAGCGCGAAGCCACUGACAAAGUGCGGAUGAAAAUGAGUGGGACACUCGUGUUAGAGUAAACGCGUGUUGUUGAGUUCGACUCUAAACUCUGAACUGAUCACCAUGGGAGCUGUUUGGACUGUACGGCUCCUCUGUUUGUUUUUGCUCUUGUUAAACACUCGCCAAAGCGCCGCACUUCCUCACAACACUGAUCAAUGUGCAGAGGGAAGUGAUGCCUGUCACAUUGAUGCUAUUUGUCAAAAUACCCCAACUUCAUACAAGUGCACUUGCAAAACAGGCUUUAAAGGGGACGGAAAACACUGUGAAGACAUUGAUGAAUGUGAUGUGGAAUACAAUGGUGGCUGUGUACACGAAUGUAACAACAUACCUGGCAAUUACCGCUGUACUUGCCUUGAUGGGUUUCAUUUGGCACAUGAUGGGCACAACUGUCUCGAUGUGGACGAAUGUGUCUUCAACAAUGGCGGCUGUCAGCAUGUAUGUGUCAACACCAUGGGAAGCUAUGAGUGUCGCUGCAAGCAAGGCUUUUUCCUGAGUGACAAUCAGCACACAUGCAUCCAUCGCUCCGUGGAAGGCCUGAGCUGCAUGAAUAAAGAGCAUGGCUGUGGUCAUAUCUGUAAGGAGAGUCCAAAAGGUGGCGUGGCCUGUGAGUGCCGGCCGGGCUUCGAACUGGCCAAGAACCAGCGGGGCUGCAUCUUGACCUGCAACCAUGGUAAUGGGGGCUGCCAGCACAUCUGUGAGGAUACCGAGCAGGGGCCAAUCUGCAGAUGCCACGUCAGGUACAUGCUGCACGCAGAUGGCAGAACCUGUGUAGAAAGGGAUGAAAUGGCCCCCACCGCCCCAGAUCACAAUGCCACGUCUUUAGCAGAGGUAGACAAACGAGUCAAGCGGCGACUGCUUAUGGAGACGUGUGCGGUGAAUAAUGGAGGCUGUGACAGCACUUGUAAGGACACAUCCACUGGUGUUCGCUGCAGCUGCCCGGUGGGAUUUACUCUGCAGCCUGAUGGCAAAUCCUGCAAAGACAUAGAUGAGUGUGAGCUCCACAAUGGCGGCUGUGACCACUACUGCAGGAACACCAUUGGCAGCUUCGAAUGUAGCUGUCGGAAAGGCUUCAAGCUGCUGACGGACGAGCGUUCAUGCCAGGAUAUUGAUGAGUGCUUUUUUGAGAGGACGUGUGACCACACUUGCGUAAACUCACCUGGCAGCUUCCAGUGUGUUUGCAACAAGGGCUACACUCUCUACGGACUUGCUCAUUGUGGAGACAUAAACGAAUGCAGCUUCAACAAUGGAGGAUGUGAGCACACCUGCGAGAACACCAUGGGAAGCUUUGGGUGCCACUGCCGGACUGGUUAUAAGCUGCACUGGAACAAGAAAGACUGUAUCGAGGCAGAGGACUCUCCACUAGUGCCACCUCCUGCCAGGCCCACUCUCAACUGCAAUAAGCAGGGAGGAGGCGAGCUCUGCUACCUAACCUGCCAGUCACAGGUCCACAUCAGCAGCGGAGCUGAGGAUUCAUACACAGUGACCUGUGGCAUGCCGCUGCCGUGCCACACAGGAGGACAGUGGAAUGGAUCAUAUUGCCCAGGUUCGGGAAUCAAAACCAUUGCCACAUUUAAAUCUGGACAGGGGAAGUGCAAUCUAAAGCGGAGUCAUGAAAAUCUUGCACAUAGCUUCAAAACUGCCCUGUCAGAUAAAAGAGCCACCGAGAAUGUCCAGUUCAGCUUUGUUAGCCUGCACUGUGCCUCUUCAAGCAGACAGCAACGUAGCCGGCACGGGCGGAAGGCUGGCGAGGAGGAAGGCUCCUUCAUUACUGCCCAGUUUGAGCUGGAUGUGAACCUGGAGGAGGUAACAGAGGGCUGUGACCUGACUUGUGUUCGGCGGCGCUCUGAGAAGCGGCUUAGGAAGACCAUCCGUACUCUUCGCAAGUCCAUUAACCGAGAGCAGUUUCAUCUACACUUUGCUGGAUCAGAGUAUGAACUGGCUAAGAAACUCGUCCGACCCGCUGACACACCAGAUCAUUGCGGCACUGGACAAAUUCUGCUGGAUAAAAAAUGUGUCAAAUGCAGCGUUGGCACAUACUACGAUGGAGAGCAGGGGAGGUGCUUUCUUUGCCCCCCUGGGACAUACCAAGAUGAAGAGGGGCAGGUGUCGUGUGACGUGUGCCCAGGACCCGAGGGCAGGGGAAUCCCGAGAACCGCAGGAGCACGCAACAUCUCAGAGUGUGCAGGUCAGUGUCGUCCCGGUCAGUUCUCCCAUGAUGGUUUUGUGCCCUGUCUGCCCUGCCCACAAGGCACCUACCAGCCUGAGGUCGGCCGCACAUCCUGUUUCACAUGCGGAGGAAGCCUCACAACCAAAUAUGAUGGUUCGGUGUCUUUCCAGAACUGUGAGACUAAAGUUCAGUGCUCCCCUGGGCAUUACUACAAUACCAGCACCCAUCGUUGUAUCCGUUGCCCAGUUGGAACUUAUCAGAUGGAGUUUGGCCAAAACUACUGCAUUGCCUGUCCUGGAAACACUACCACUGAUUUUGAUGGAUCCACAAACAUAAUGCAGUGCAAAAACAGACACUGUGGAGGAGAGCUGGGAGAAUUCACUGGCUACAUCGAAUCCCCUAACUACCCUGGCAACUACCCUGCCAACAUCGAGUGCACCUGGACCAUCACCCCCCCACCCAAACGCAGGAUCCUAGUGGUGGUGCCUGAGAUCUACCUGCCCAUUGAGGACGAGUGCGGGGACUAUUUAGUGAUGCGGAAGAGCUCUCUGCCCAAUUCAGUGACGACUUACGAGACGUGCCAGACGUACGAGCGGCCCAUCGCCUUCACCUCCCGCUCCAAGAAACUCUGGAUCCAGUUCCGCUCCAAUGAAGGAAACAGUGGAAAAGGCUUUCAAGUGCCUUACGUGACGUAUGACGAGGACUACCAGGAGCUCAUUGAGGACAUAGUUAGGGAUGGAAGAUUAUACGCCUCUGAGAAUCAUCAGGAAAUUCUUAAGGACAAAAAGCUAAUGAGGGCCCUGUUUGAUGUUCUGGCUCACCCACAGAAUUUCUUCAACUACACGGCACAAGAGUCCAGAGAAAUGUUUCCCAAAUCUUUUAUCAGAUUCCUCCGCUCCAAAGUUCUAAGAUUCCUGCGCCCCUGAAUUUUGUCAAAUAAUCUUUUAUGGAAUGGGUAUUUGGCUCUCCAGCUAAAUUUUAAAUGACUGGAACAGAUAUUGUUGAGCGUUCUUGUCUGCAUACUCGCAGAUUCAAGACAACUUCUGGGACCUGACGAGAUGAGAAACUGUCCUGAAUUUAUGUCAUUGGAACUUUUUCUUCUGGAGAAAAUGAACUGUUUUUUUUACAGUGAAUGAUUGCUGACCUUCUAAAAAGAACAGCCACCUUUAAAGAAAAAGAUUCUUCUUGUUUCAUUCAUUUAUUGGCCAGAAGUGACUGAGUAUCAAAAACAUGCUAAUUACAGCUGGAAAAAAAGAGCAACUACAUUGCUUGUUAUAUAUAUAUAUAUAUAUAUUAUUGGUCACUUCAUAAAAAUGUGUGAAAAGUAUGUUGACCUAAUUAUUAUAAAACUUCACAGCACUACUGAGGACGUAGUGGAAGUUAAAGCAGUUAAAGUCAUUUUGGCAAGUUUGAAUGUGUUGUACAUUGUGUAAAAAAAGUUAGCAUAAGCUCUCAUGUUACUAUUUUGUGUUGCUUUUUACUAUAUUGUAGCCUUUUUAUACAUGACAUAUGUGUAUUAUAUUCAGUAAUACUGGUUAGAGAUUAUGGUCAUUUGAUAUAUCGGUUAUCAUUUACUUAUCAUUCACUUUGUCCAUUCCCCAAACAUUUUUUAUUAUUAAGAGGCUCUUGAUGUAGGAUUGUUUACCCAUUAUUGACAUGCAGAGUAAAUUAAAUGUUUAUAUUUUUAUGGCUGUACAUCUAACAUGUAAAUAAAGAAAUACAAUUGAA
This is a messenger RNA of Danio rerio (zebrafish), 4112 nucleotides long. Lineage: Eukaryota; Metazoa; Chordata; Actinopteri; Cypriniformes; Danionidae. The record is from RefSeq and is a predicted model, not a curated record.